CAACCAGUGCACAGUGUAGUUUCUGUUAUACAAACGAACACAAUAAUGCCUAUACGAGAGUUGUCCAAAGAGCUGCAAGAAGUUGCAGUUAAUGAAUUAAAUGAAGAUCCGAAAAGAAUUCCAAAUGAUUUGGCUUACAUUAGGGAAUGGCUUUCUAAACAGCCUCAUCUUAAAGCUAGAACAGAUGAUCAAUUUUUAAUUGCCUUUUUGCGGGGUACCAAAUUUAGCUUAGAACGAACAAAAGAAAAAUUGGAUAUGCAUUAUACUUUAAAAACAAUUACACCUGAACUAUACGCCAAGAGAGAUCCUUUUGCACCGGAAGUGCAAAAAAUUUUAAAACUGGGAGUCAUGCUUCCACUACCAAAAUUAAUUAGCCCUGGUGGUCCUCGGCUUUCACUUAUCAGAAAUGGUCUUAUGGAAAAACAUAAAAUCGAUCAAGCAGAACUUUUCAAAGUUAGUACAAUGAUGCAAGAUAUUUUGCUUCUUGAAGAUGAUAAUCUGGCUGUUUCUGGAGUUAUGGCCGUUCAAGAUAUGUCUGAUAUGUCUAUGGCUUUUGUGAAGUCUUUGUCUAUUUCAGUAACUAAGAAAGCGAUGACUUGUUUUCAACAUGGUUAUCCCCACAGAAUCAAAGGCGGGCACUUCUUUAACAUAACUGGGGUAUUUGACAUAAUAUACAACUUGUUUAAACCAUUUUUAACAGAAAAGUUGAAAAGAAGGAUGCGUGUUUAUGACUCACUGGACGAAUUGUAUAAGGUAAUUCCAAAAGAAAUACUACCUGAAGAAUAUGGUGGACAAGGUGGUAAAAUUGAGGACAUUGCAGCUCACUGGAAAGCUAAGGUAGAAAGUUAUCGAGAUUGGUUUAUAGAAGAUGAAAAAUACAGAACAGAUGAAAAUAAACGACCUGGAAAACCAAAAACGGCUGAAUCUGUGUUUGGUUUAGAAGGAUCUUUCAGGCAGCUAGCAGUCGACUAGUAGAGACAAAAAUGUUUUUUAUCUUAUUAUCAGAGCACGGCAGAAAAUAUACCUUUGCAGCAACGUGCUGCAAAGCAGUAAGCUGUGUUUUUGACAGCGUAGUUUCGAUUGUUUCGAUGCAUAUACUGAUUUUCUUUGCAGUGUCGUACAAAGCCAAUUUGUAGUGCUCCCAACAUUCGAUGUUUCGUAAUUAUUAUUUUUGUAAUUUUAAACAGAGUCACAUAUACGUGCUAGGCUAUCGCUUCAAUAGUGAUCGACAUCUUGCGGAAACAAUGCAACGUAUUUACGAUUGCCCGAGGUGUAUUUUUUGUCGCACUUUGUAUAUAGGUAAAGUAAACCUAAAUAUUUUAAAUAAAAUACUUCUUUAAUAA
Messenger RNA from Zophobas morio, 1343 nucleotides. RefSeq names its product retinol-binding protein pinta-like. The record is from RefSeq and is a predicted model, not a curated record. Gene Ontology annotation, molecular function: phosphatidylinositol bisphosphate binding. Lineage: Eukaryota; Metazoa; Arthropoda; Insecta; Coleoptera; Tenebrionidae. The transcript is spliced from 4 exons. The coding region runs from base 46 to 972 and encodes 308 amino acids. Gene Ontology annotation, cellular component: membrane.